UUUGAGAGACGAAUUCAAGUCAAAGUAGUUUAUAGAUGAGAAAACAGUCGAACAGCAGUUACAAUAAAUGUAUUGUGCUCUGCUGUGCUGCACUGUCCUGGGGUGUCUGUUCACUCUGUUGAGCAGCCUCUGGCCAAGCCCUCCUCUGCCUGUUGCAACAGUGUCUGAUUUAGACUGGCACAGGUUUUGAGAGACCUGCAUAUCAAGAAAACCCCCAAAGACAAAGUAACAUGGCGAGUCUUUUUGGCGACAUCAUGAAAGUGGAAACCAGUGGUGCUUCAGAGAAAACGGCCAAACAAGACAAGCUGUCUGUCAAAGGGGUGGAGGCAUCCCACAAGAUGGCGGAAAUUGAUAUGAAGAGAAUGAACCAGUACAAGAGCAUGGUGCAAACGGUGGGCCUUUCAAAAAGCCUGGAUCCGGCCAUCAUAGCAGGAAUCAUGUCCAGGGAGUCCCGAGCCGGUGCUGCUCUGGACAACGGCUGGGGAGACCAUGGCAACGGCUUUGGUCUUAUGCAAGUCGACAAGCGUUUCCAUAAGCUAGUUGGCGAGUGGGACAGCAAGGAGCAUGUGAACCAGGCAACAGGGAUUCUUGUUGAUUUUAUCAACAAAAUCCAGAAGAAGUUCCCUAAAUGGCCAAAGGAACACCAGCUCAAAGGGGGAAUAUCAGCCUACAAUGCAGGGGACAAAAAUGUCCAAACCUAUGAGCGUAUGGAUGUGGGCACCACCGGGGAUGACUAUUCCAAUGACGUGGUGGCUCGGUCACAGUGGUUCAAAACUCAGGGCUUCUAAAGUUUCCCCAAGCUUCAGUCCUUGAUAAUGAGAAUAGGAGAAUAAUUGCUAGAUAUGUUGACUGUACUGCAAAAAAAUAUAUAUUCAGUCUCAUUUAUUCUCUCUACUGGCAUGUGAUGUAGGCUAAUGUUGUGAUGAUCAUGACUCGUUUGAAAGGUUUUUCCCACAAUAAAAGAUCAUGCUUUGUUUAUCAAUGGCCA
Molecule: messenger RNA, 988 nt
Organism: Hypomesus transpacificus
Lineage: Eukaryota; Metazoa; Chordata; Actinopteri; Osmeriformes; Osmeridae
Gene: lygl1
Product: lysozyme g-like 1
Exons: 5
Coding region: 231-788 (185 amino acids)
Biological process (GO): defense response to Gram-positive bacterium; peptidoglycan catabolic process
Cellular component (GO): extracellular region
Molecular function (GO): lysozyme activity
Source: RefSeq, a predicted model, not a curated record